CAAACUUUCGAACAGGUGCGCAUGAUAAUGGAGACGGCGCCGCCGUCCUUGGUCUCUAAAGCUAGAACCGCCUUCAAUUCCGCCGCGGCUAAAGCGGAGCGCGUCUUCACUGAUCUCAAAUCUGAUCGAGAGGAGGAGAAGCAAUCGACGAGGAAUGAGAAUGACUCUCAGGAGGAGAAUGAAGUGAAGCCUCAGGGGUGGAGAACUGCACAUAUUAGGAAGAAGCAAGAGUGGCAAAAUAAACUGAAAUACUUGAGAAUUGGGAGGAAAGAAGUUGAAGAUCAAGACAAGGUUGAGGAUUCAGCCAUGGCUGCCCCUUUUUAUGACGAGAAUUUAAUUAUUCUUAAAGCGAAACAAGAACAAGAAGCCAAGGCAUCUGAUGUUGGCUGCUUGGUAGAAUCUCUAAAUGCCGUUGAUGCAAAUAGCAUUCCUCCGGCAUCCAUUGUAAAGCAGCUGGCUGCAGCAAUCGAAGCGGGAAAAAGAGCUAAGACUGUGAAAGACUUUGUUGCAUCGUCAGGAAGUUCAUCACCAGUGAGGGAGAGGGGAGGCUUGAGCCUCUCUGCAGUGAAAUCGCUGGUUCUUGGUGAAAAAGAGGAUAAGCUUGGUUUUGAUUCAGGAGAUGAGGAAAAACUUGUUUCUCUAAUAAAUGCCUUGUUUAAUGUUGAUAGUGGCUUCCUCAGCAGAACGAUUGUCUCUGAUUUGGAGUCUCCUACCAACAGACCAUCUUUCGCAAAAGAUCUUCAUGCUGCUCCCCCUAGUAGCUUUGUUGUUAAGCUAGCUGAAGUAAUUGGAAGUUUUACAACACCCAGGAGAAUGACUUUGUUCUGGUGCAAGGUGGUUGAUGAAUUGAGGAGAUGUUGGAACGAAGAGAAGCACAUACCAUGGAUACCUCUGGACAAUAAUCCAGAUUUGAAAAGUUGCCUACUGCACCAAUGGUUACAGGUUAUAAACUGUUGUCUUGCCAGGAAAGCACGCAGCAUAGCUGCUUCUGAAGCAUUAGAUGCGGUAAUGAGGCAAGCCAGUUCUGCCAACGAAGAGUCAGACGUUUCAGAAGCAACGGGUUCUCUUUUGUAUGCUAAAAGUAACUCCGGGGAACUUAUACUCCGCUUGGGCGUUUAUCACCAAGUUGAGAACUUAACAAUGUUGGAAACUGGCGAACCCGUGUAUGCCCCAAUAACUCAGGAAGGUCCGCUGUUGACGGAAGAUCUUAUUAGAGAAACAGAGGAAUUAGUACUUCGGACAGGAAGCAUGGGGGCUGGAUGUUCUCAACUCUUGUCUGACAUGCAGGCUUUCAAGGCAGCAAACCCUGGCUGUAUUUUGGAAGAUUUUGUGAGAUGGCACUCUCCACCAGACUGGACUGAAAAUGGUAACUUGUCUGGAGAUGACUCUUCACCCGUUCGAGGUCAAUUAAGUACCCGGAUGCAGAAAGAAGGUAAUUUAUGGCGCGAGCUGUGGGAAACAGCUAAACCACUCCCUGCUGUUAAACAAGCGCCUCUCUUCGAUGAAGAUUUAGCUGUAGAAGGAAUCUUGAAUUAUUUGGAAGACAUUCCAGCUGCUGAACUUUUCGAGCAGCUGUUUACUUCGCUACUUUCCCUGGGGUUUGUGAUGGUGGAGCCAGUUUUAGCCACAAACGAUGACUUGUCAAAGCUUUUCUUCGAAUGCAAGGACUAUGUAGUCGCUAUUUGUCAGGGGGGUGCAUGGACCGAUAAGCUUGAUGAUCUCUGCCAGGUAUACGAGACCGUGGAAACAAUGUUAUUACGUCCAGAAGAAGUUUUGAGAUCAAUGAAACAAACAGAGGACUCACCAUCAAGUGGGAGCGAAACGAAACGCCGGUUUAAGCGGCUCGGUUUCAUCUUUCGUGGUAGUAAAGAACGAAAGCAGACAAGAGUUCCAUCAGAAACUGAACCGAAAAGCACCGAACCUAGCCCACGUCAAUCGUUCUCUAGUCUUUUUGAUGGCAAGUCGUCUCUGUUUGCAAAGAGACCUCCUAGACCUGAAAAUGUGACGCUUGUCUGAUUUCUUCUUAUUUAUUUGAUUUGUUUCAUCUGCUUUUGAGUCAUUUCUCAGUUUUUU
This is a messenger RNA of Arabidopsis arenosa, 2073 nucleotides long. The record is from the annotation of a GenBank genome assembly. NCBI's taxonomy places the organism in Eukaryota, Viridiplantae, Streptophyta, Magnoliopsida, Brassicales, Brassicaceae.